Molecule: messenger RNA, 1896 nt
Organism: Tupaia belangeri chinensis (Chinese tree shrew)
Lineage: Eukaryota; Metazoa; Chordata; Mammalia; Scandentia; Tupaiidae
Gene: CYP39A1
Product: cytochrome P450 family 39 subfamily A member 1
Exons: 12
Coding region: 146-1558 (470 amino acids)
Biological process (GO): bile acid biosynthetic process; cholesterol homeostasis
Molecular function (GO): iron ion binding; oxysterol 7-alpha-hydroxylase activity; heme binding
Source: RefSeq, a predicted model, not a curated record
CGGUUACAAAGAGGAACAAGUGUCCGAAGUUGCGGCAGAAAGUUAGGGAGCAGAGCGGAUAACUCACCGCGCAGGGAAGGAGCAAGUGCCAGGGCAGCGGGACUUUUCCCAAAAGAUCCGAUUUUGGAAGGCACUUGACAAAAACAUGGAGCUGUUUUCCUCAACAGUGCUUAUAAUCCUAGGUUGCGUUGCUCUUUUCUUAUUCCUUCAGCGGAAGAAUUCGCAUAGACCGCCGUGCGUUAAAGGCUGGAUUCCUUGGAUUGGAGUUAGUUUUGAGUUUGGGGUAGCACCUUUAGAAUUUAUAGAGAAAACAAGGAUCAAGUAUGGACCAAUAUUUACACUCAUUGUUAUGGGAAACCGAAUGACCUUUGUUACUGAAGAAGAGGGAGUUAAUGUGUUUUUAAAAUCCAAAGAAUUAAAUUUUGAACUAGCAGUGCAAAAUCCCAUCUAUCAUACAGCAUCAAUUCCAAAGAAUGUCUUUUUCACACUGCAUGAAAAGCUUUUUAUUUUGAUGAAAGGGAAACUUGGGAAUUCUAACCUUCCUCAAUUUGCUGAGCAACUGACGGAACAAUUGCAUGAACAGUUGAAGAGCUUAGGCACUCAUGGGACAAUGGACCUGAACAACUUAGUAAGGAAUCUCCUUUAUCCAUCCACAACAAAUAUACUGUUUGGUAAUGGUUUGUUUCCUGUAAAUAAGAGGAAAAUCCAGGAGUUCCAUGAGCAUUUUCAAGUUUAUGAUGACAGUUUUGAGUACGGGUCCCAGGUGCCAGAGCAUUUCCUAAGAAACUGGUCAAGAUCCAAACAGUGGUUACUAGCACUAUUGGGAAAAAAAUUUCCAGAUUUAAAAACAACAGCAAAACCUGCAAAAGAUAACUCUAUGACAUUAAUACAGAUUUUGCUGGAUGCCAUAGAAACGGAAACAAGUGAACAAAACUGUCCCAAAUAUAUGCUGUUAAUGCUUUGGGCUGCUCUGUCUAAUGUUGUGCCUGCUACGUUUUGGACACUUGCAUUUGUCCUCUCUCAUCCCGACAUCUACCAGACCAUUAUGGAAGGCAUCUCUUCUGUGUUUGGCACAGCAGGUAAAGAUAAGAUUAAAGUAUCUGAGGAUGAAUUGAAGAAACUCCCUUUAAUUAAAUGGUGUGUUUUGGAAAGUAUUCGUUUAAGUGGCCCUGGUAUCCUUGCUAGAAAAGUGAUGAAGCCGGUUAAAAUUUUGAAUUAUACUGUUCCUUCUGGUGACUUGUUAAUGUUGUCUCCAUUUUGGCUGCAUAGAAAUCCAAAGUUCUUUCCUGAACCAGAAUCAUUCAAACCUGAACGCUGGGAAAAGGCAAAUUUAGAGAAGCUUGCUUUCUUGGACUACUUCUUGGCAUUUGGAAAUGGGAAGUACCAGUGUCCUGGAAGGUGGUUUGCUUUGUUGGAGGUUCAAGUAUGUGUUAUUUUAUUGCUAUAUAAAUAUGAUUGUAGUCUCCUGGACCCAGUACCAAAACAGCACCCUCAGCGUUCAGUGGGUAUCCUCCAUCCAGAAGGACAAUGCCGAAUUAAAUAUAAAGAAAGAAUAUGACAUCUGCUGGGCCUCAAGAGGGCCAUUCCGUAUGCAGGAGUGAUGACACCCCAUCCACUAACAUGGCAGUGCCUACACCUGAAGUCUAUUAAAACAUCCUGCUUUACUUUGCUUUAGAACUUAGUGCAAGAAAGUGUUGAAAUAGUGCAUGUAUUUGCUAUCUUUUGAGAGUAAACCAAGAAUCUGAUAUCACUCUAAGCAGUAGAGAGACCAGAAGACAAGGCUUAUAAAAAUAUAUAAAUGAUGUUUAAAAGAAACCAAAACAUCUAUAAAGAAGUUGGUAUUUGAUUUCACACAGAAUUGUAUUAAAAUUUUAAAUAAAAAUCAUUUCAUUUGAA